AUGAUAAGAGCAUCCAUCUCAAAUAAUCCAUCCGAUAACGAGAUUGUCAAUGCGGUUUCCUCAAUAAAGAACCUUCAAUCUGGAUACCCUAUACAGGAUCAGCUUGAAUCAAAUUCUGUUCUCACUCAGCAUUCAAAGAACAUAAUCGAUGAAGUUUUCUCCAAAAAGACAGUGAAGUUUUCGCCCCGGUUGUUGAAACAACUUUUGCUUCUAAACUUACCGACAGAAUUGAAUCUCAAAAUUAUCAAUGAAUACUACAAAGUCAACUCGGAAUCCAAAACAAUUAUAAACAAACUGAUUGCACUUAUCCCUCUUAGGAAUGCGUUGUACAAUGCCGACUUUCAUAGAGCCAUCAAGAUCUCGGAUGUCACUGUAGGGCACCCAAACUAUAUCUCCCAUCAAGGGGCCAUUCUUAAAAGUGGAAUCAUCAAGCUUAUUUCCACUGCAGCUGCAGUAACAAUCUUUACCAAAUUUGGAGUGACGUCUUUGAUUGAUGCAGGUGUAUUACCUGCCUCGUGGGACCAUCUUGGUGCCAUAAAUUCGAUUCUAUUGACAUAUAUUAUAAACUCCAGCUUUUUUGUAACUAUUGUCAAAUUUGGACGCCAGCUCAUCAGUUCAGGGGGAGAUUUCUUAACGUGGCAACGAGGAACAUUUUAUUCGCACUGGUUUAAACACGCUGAUGAAAUGCUAUUCAAUUCAAAAAUCGUUGAGGCUGAUCGUGACUUGAACAAUGGAGAAUCCAAUCCGGCAAUUACUGAUGAGAUUUGCCGACCUGCGCCAGAGAUACGUAGUAAUACGGACACGUUGAACCCUGGGUACGAUCGCGAGGGCCACAAGAUAAGGUUGAUGCAACUCAAGGAUGAUUUAGAGAAAUUGAAAUUUCAAGCUUAUUGGAUGACAGGUGGUGAUGGUUUUGAAUGGGUAGAGCCCGACCAGGACCCAGCCGAGAUACAAUGGAGGGAACACUUGGAAAAGUACAAUAAACCUGCUUUGGAAAAAGCCGAGAAAGAUGCAUUGAAAUGGGCAGAUGAUUUGAUAAAGGAAAGCUCGUAA
Molecule: messenger RNA, 1053 nt
Organism: Lodderomyces parapsilosis
Lineage: Eukaryota; Fungi; Ascomycota; Pichiomycetes; Serinales; Debaryomycetaceae
Exons: 1
Coding region: 1-1053 (350 amino acids)
Source: RefSeq, a predicted model, not a curated record